CGGUGACAAUUCCAACUCCAUUGCUAUAUAACAAGUAGCUUGCAAACCACAUAAACACAGAGAAGAAAAACAGAGAGAGAGAGAGAGAGAGAGAAAUUAUGGAACACUUCACGAAGGACUUCAAAGUGGGAAAGUGUGAAGGGCAAAAGGUGGUGGAUGGAGAAACCAUGCCACUGGUGCUGCAGCCUCCAGAGCCCAACAGCAGCAAUGAUGUGGAGAGCCUUGUGUUGGCUCUGAAGAAGAACAAGGACUGGUUUGAGCAGAUGCUGAUCAAGAACAGCGCUGUGCUGCUUAGAGGUUUCAAUGUGCAGAAUGCAGAGGAGUUUAAUGAUAUCAUUGAAACAUUCGGGUGGGAUGAUAUUCGAUACGUAGGGCCGGCACCAAGAACACAUGUGCACAAGCGAGUAUGGACUGCCAAUGAAGGACCACUUUCGGAAUUCAUAUACUAUCACCAUGAGAUGGUUUUGAUCAAGGAAUAUCCGAAAAAAGUGAUCCUAUUCUGUGAGACACCACCACCAGAAGGCGGAGAAACACCCUUUGUUCCGAGCUUCCGGGUAACGGAAAGGAUGCUGAAGGAGUUCCCAGAAACCGUAGAAGAAAUGGACGCAAAUGGGUUGAAGUACACUUUCACAGCUCUCAGUAAGAACAGUACAGGUUCCAUGAGGGGUAGGGGCUGGGAGGAUACUUUUGGCACAUCAGACCGUGCAGAAGCUGAGAAAAGGGCUAAUGCUUUAGGCAUGGACGUUGAGUGGCUACCAGAUGGAGCAAUCAAGACAAUAUUGGGGCCAAGGUCGCUGACGAAGGUGUUUGAUGGAAGAAAAGAAAGGAGAAUGUGGUUUAACACGGUGGUCGGCAUGCAUGGGAAGGAGCUCAGCUCUGCCCUCAUGGCCGAUGGAACCGAGAUUCCGGCAAAUGUGGUGAAUAGAUGUGAACAGAUUAUUGAAGAAGAAAGCAUCCAAUUUAAGUGGGAGAAGGGUGAUGUUCUCUUCUUCGAUAACUUGGCUUUGCUCCAUGGAAGAAGGCCUUCUCUUCCUCCCAGGCGAGUCUUGGUAGCCACAUGCAAGUAGCUUUUUAGCAAAGCAAAGUUUGUACGGCCAGUUAUACUGGCUUCGAAGUAACAACGUUUGUUUGUUUGUUUUUUUUUUUUUUCAGAGAGAAUAAAAACUGUUAUAAAAAUAAAAUAAUCAGAGUACGAAAGUACCACCGAAUAAUGGGAAGCCUCGUAUUACUGAAUAAUGGGAAGCUUAUUUAGAGGCAAAUUUAAUGACUUACCCAACAUCAUCAUUAAACUUUUUGAAUAUUAUUUCCUUAUUUUCUUUACAACAAAAAUAACGUUAUCUUUCAAUACACGGUCAUAUACAUCAAAACUCAUCAUUCGAUUUCCAUCUGAAAGGAAGAGGCCUCAAAGUGUUUAGUUAGUGAAUAGUUUCUCGUAAGUUGGCAGAGCAACAAUAGAACGAACCUAAUCGCAGAAUCUUAAAUCUCCAAAAUUUCAAAUCGCAAAUCAGCUUGCAAUAGGAUGCCACGUGAAACAUGGAAUAUACAUCCAUCCGCAUCGAGUCUAAUAUCACUUUACCAGUAGUAUCAGCUCGCUCACCCCAUUUCUAAAAUCAACAUUUCCUGAUGCAUUCAUGGCAAGCCAAAAGUCCAACUUCAGUCCAAUGCCAAUAAGGUGAAGAGUUUCAAAGAACAACAAAUUUAAUAGAUAAGAGAAAAAACUAAACUUGAUUAGGUUCUGUCACUAAAUUUGAUGCUUCUUGAUUAGGUCAAUGAAAGGAGUCCCAAAUCAGGGAAAUAGAUAAAGACAAUUUGAUACAGAAACAGCAUUAACUUCUAUUUAUUUUCUGGACAGGCAUAAAUAAGG
Prunus persica (peach) is the source of this 1864-nucleotide messenger RNA. RefSeq names its product clavaminate synthase-like protein At3g21360. The coding region runs from base 99 to 1067 and encodes 322 amino acids. The transcript is spliced from 3 exons. Gene Ontology annotation, molecular function: oxidoreductase activity. Lineage: Eukaryota; Viridiplantae; Streptophyta; Magnoliopsida; Rosales; Rosaceae. The record is from RefSeq and is a predicted model, not a curated record.